Molecule: messenger RNA, 204 nt
Organism: Linum tenue
Lineage: Eukaryota; Viridiplantae; Streptophyta; Magnoliopsida; Malpighiales; Linaceae
Source: the annotation of a GenBank genome assembly
AUGUGCGUUAACACCGACGGCUCAGUGAAGCAACCAGGAUCAGAAGCAGCUGGAGGGGGCAUCAUCCGGGACUGGACGGGGAAGUGCAUGGGAGCCUUUGUGGAGAACUUGGGAGUGUGCACGAUAACCCGAGCAGAGAUCAUGGCGGCCAUUCGUGGCUUGCAGAUGGCGUGGGAGUACGGAUACAGGAAAGUCUUACUUUAG